This is a messenger RNA of Cheilinus undulatus (humphead wrasse), 1154 nucleotides long. It is a transcript of the gene cops8, whose product is annotated as COP9 signalosome subunit 8. The record is from RefSeq and is a predicted model, not a curated record. Gene Ontology annotation, biological process: protein deneddylation; COP9 signalosome assembly. The transcript has 7 exons. NCBI's taxonomy places the organism in Eukaryota, Metazoa, Chordata, Actinopteri, Labriformes, Labridae. Gene Ontology annotation, cellular component: COP9 signalosome. Bases 31 to 606 code for a protein of 191 amino acids.
AAGUUUCCGGUGCACCAGCUAGGCAUCAUCAUGCCUGCUGCUGUGAUGAUGGAAGAAAAUUUUGAUAAAUUAUUAGAACAGUGUGAGGCUCAAGAGCUCGAGGCUCCAGGGGGCAUCGCAACACCUCAAGUCUACGCUCAGCUGCUGGCUCUUUAUUUACUUCAUAAUGACAUGAAUAACGGCAGGUAUCUCUGGAAAAGGAUUCCCCAAGCAAUAAAAUCGGCGAAUCCUGAAUUAGCAGCUAUAUGGGCAGUCGGCCAACGCAUUUGGCAGCGGGACUUUCCAGGGAUCUAUACAGCCAUCGCAGCCUACCAGUGGUCAGAGAAUAUACUUCCAGUCAUGGAAGCGCUUCGAGAAAGCACACGGCAAAGAGCGUACAGUCUAGUGGCCCAGGCCUACACCUCCAUAACAGCAGAAGACUUUGCUGCCUUUGUGGGAUAUUCAGUGGAGGAAGCAGUAAAGGGUGUAGUGAGCCAGGGCUGGCAGGCAGACCCUGCUACUAGGAUGGUGAUGCCUAAAAAGCCAGAUCCUCCCCCUGUCUCAUUGGUUCCAAAUGAGCAGCAGUUGGCUAGACUCACUGACUACGUGGCUUUCCUUGAGAACUGAUAACCCAUUACAACCACUGCCGCCCUUUAUUUUUUUUUUAUUUUUUGGUUACUCGGUACCAAGGGAGAACACAAGUUUGGAUAGACACUUCCUCCUACUUCCUCCUUGAUACCAAAAACACCCAUCGUCUUGCAUGAACGCUGCAAGCUCUCCUCCAAGACCUGCCUAUUUAUGUUCACUGACUUGUAUAGAUCCCCAUGUUGACAUGCCAGUUUAAACUUUCACAUAUAAAGUUGUAUCCUUUCCUAUUUUCUGAUUUUCCUAACACAAAUCCCUGGAUGUUUGAUUUUGGGUCUGUAUUCAAAGGACAAAAAUAAGUCACCAUGUUUUUAUGCUAACCUAACAAAGCCUCCCAACAAAAUAUAGACACACAAGCUAGUAUGCACAUGAUGUCCAUACUCCUUUAGCACUUGAAAGUUACCUGGAAACACCGUUUUUUGGUAGCUGAAGUCUUGGUAAGCAUGUAUCGGCUCAUGGAUUUCAGUCUCCAGACCUCAUGUUUUGAAGUUGUUGUUUUGACUGCUGAAUAAAUAUUUUGCUGUUUCUAA